AUGGCCACCGCUGCCCCUGCUGACGACAACCUCAGUUUCGAGCCGUGCGAGGGCCGCGCCGACCAGCGCAUAUCGGUUUUCCGUGGUAGUACGGUGGUGAUGUUGACGGACAUCGACUUGCUCAACGAGCGCAGGGCACCCUCGAAGGACUUCGACCGCUUGCAGGCCGUUGAGGCUGGAUGGUGCCUCCCGUUUCCCAUACUGGCAGCCAUGAAGCAGAACAGUCACUACAAAGCGCUCUUGUCAGAGUUCGUUCGCACGCGGAAGGAUUGCGGCACCUUGCUGCCUCGCAUCGAGGAUCCCACGCAGAAGAUGUCAGCCGCGACCGAUUUCAAGCUCAAUGACGACAUGGGCCCUAUCAUGCAGGCGUGGGGUCUCUGCAAGGAGGCGCGGGGCAAGGUUCGACAGGGCCAGGGCGUGAAACUGAGGUCCUUCGUCAAGCGCGCGACGUUGCAGGUGGUGGACGGCGUCGCCGAGCAGAUCGAGCAGGGCAGCUUCGCGAGGGAGAAGCUCAUGGAUCUGAAGGAGUUGUUGGAGGUCACGGGGGACAUGUCGUUCAACUUGCCGCGGGGCGACUACUUUGGCAGUUUCAUCUCUCGGGUCCAGAAGGGGGGCAGCAUUGAUAACCAGUGCGCCAUGGUGAUCAAGUCCAUCGGCCUCUUCCCCGUCGAUGCCGAGCGGGGGGCCCGCAGUAGGGACAUCGCGAGCACCACUGCCCAGUUGAAGGCCGAUGGCGAGUUCGGCUUGUCCAUUCCCCCUCCAGAGCUUGUGCAGGGCAUCGACGCGUUCACUAAACAGAUGUUUCAGACGAUGGGAACAGGUGAGGACUUCAACGUGACUGAGGGCGCGUGCAGCUACAUCGGGAGCGCGCGCGGUCUCUGCGUUGGCCCCCUGGGCGCGAGGCCAGGGAUGACUGACGAGCAGACGGGGAUGCAGCAAUCAUUUUCGAAGUUGACGAAGCUUUGGUGGGGUUUUCAAACGGCAGUUGAUUACAGGAGGUUCGGCAGCAGUGCGGAGGAGAUCUUGCAGACCGAAGAGGGCGUUCUGAAGUUGCGCAAUUCCGCGGGUGCGGUGGCGGCGUUCGUUGAGGCAAGGCCGAAGAUCAGGAUGGAGUUCGCCAGCCGCUGGCGCGGCCAGUUGGUGGACAAGGUGCUGGCGGCCAGCUCGGCUGCGGAGAAGGAGUUCCCACGUGUUCUCAUCAAUGGUGCCGAGAAGGGGGUGUGGGGCGCCGACGCAGGCAACCUGACGGCCGCGACGGAGUGGCUCGAGGUGGCGGCGGGGUCCUUGUUCAAGAACGUGAGGCCAUCGACGAUCAAGUCCGCCAUGGAGGCGGUUUCGACGACGUACGCUGCGGCCAAGCAGACCCGCGACCUCUUCGGCGACGAGGGCCAGGCGCGCAGCGACGCGAUGCUGGCCAUCAAGGCGCAAAUGGGCAGGGCCGCGGUGACGAAUGCAGAGCGUUCGCCGCUGGUGUGCUGCAGGGAUUCCGGGGGCGCGCCGUUGAAGCUCAAGCGGGGCCUGAAGCACCACAUGGGAGCCCUGUCGGAGUCCCAGGUCCUGCUGGCGCCCCCGACCUCGCGGGGCAUUUCUGAGGAGAAGGCCGAGGUGAGCAAGCGCAAGGGCGCUGCUCAUUGA
Messenger RNA from Prorocentrum cordatum, 1635 nucleotides. Lineage: Eukaryota; Dinophyceae; Prorocentrales; Prorocentraceae. The record is from the annotation of a GenBank genome assembly.